Molecule: messenger RNA, 3647 nt
Organism: Neodiprion fabricii
Lineage: Eukaryota; Metazoa; Arthropoda; Insecta; Hymenoptera; Diprionidae
Product: beta-mannosidase
Exons: 11
Coding region: 1-2826 (941 amino acids)
Biological process (GO): carbohydrate metabolic process; glycoprotein catabolic process
Molecular function (GO): beta-mannosidase activity
Source: RefSeq, a predicted model, not a curated record
AUGUGCAAAGUUUCAUUUUCCAACAACUUGAAAAUGAAAUUAACCCAAGUAUCACCUUUCCUUUCAUUGUUUCUCUUUUCCUUCGGUGCUCAAUCAAUCAGCUUAAACGGUCGCUGGAAUGCCUACAUUCUGUCUCCGAAUGACACGUUUCAUAGGCUGAACGAAGGCACUGUAUCGUUUGAUGCAACGGUACCUGGAGGCGUCUACACAGAUUUAGUCAAGGCUGGAAUAAUUCCAGAAAAUUUAAUCGGUCAAAAUGAUGUCAACAAUCGUUGGGUGGGAAAUCAAAUCUUCGCAUUUACCACCAGCUUCAAUGUCAGCGUGCCGUUCCAUGAAACUGCAAAUGCAAUUUUAACGUUUCAUGGACUGGACACAUUUGCUUUAAUAUUUAUCAACGAGAUACCAGUUGGGGAAGCGACAAAUAUGUUUGUGAGAUAUCGAUUCGACGUGACAAAACAUUUACAGGUUGGGGAGAAUAAUUUGAAAGUGAUAUUAGGUUCACCAAUCAGGGCAGCCAACGAACUGUAUGACGAACAGAGCCGCAAGUAUAUAGUACCGCCCCAAUGCGUCCCCAAAGAAUAUAACGGAGAAUGUCACGUAAAUCAUAUAAGAAAAAUGCAAGCCAGUUUUUCAUGGGACUGGGGCCCAGCGUUUCCUUCAAUUGGAAUUUGGAAAGACGUUGAACUGGAAGUUGUAAAAUACAUUUUGGUAACUGAUGUGACUGCGGAUCUCUACAAGAAAAAUAACACCUGGCACAUCCUAAUAACAGCGUUCGUCAAUACUGUUGAAACAAGAAACGAGACUGUUGUUUGCAAUAUAUUUGCCGACAUGGAAGUUAAUGGAGGAAUCCAUGUUAAGAACUCGAGUGAUGCGACAUUGAAAAUGAUUGAACAAAAUGCUAAUGUGUCUCUUGUUCUCAACAUUCUUGAUAGCGAUAUCGAGAGAUGGUGGCCAAAUGGUUACGGAGAUCAACGUCUUUACCCAUUAACUAUUGAAAUAACGGUUUCCAAUGAGAAAACGCGUCGGAAUUUGAAGAUAGGUUUCCGAACAGUCCAGUUACUUCAAGAGCCGUUGACAAAAGGGCUGAAUUUCUAUUUUAAGAUCAAUGACGUUCCUAUGUUUGCAAAGGGCAGUAACUGGAUUCCGUCAAGCGUAUUUCCAGAGCUUUCAGCGGAGGAAGGGACAAUCAGACAGCUGCUGAAGUCUGCGAAGGACGCGCAUAUGAAUAUGCUUAGAGUCUGGGGCGGCGGCUUUUAUGAGUCUGAUUUAUUUUACGAGAUCGCCGAUGAGUACGGAAUAAUGAUCUGGCAGGAUUUCAUGUUUGCUUGUGCCAUGUAUCCAACUACCAACGAUUUUCUGGACUCCGUGCGACAAGAAGUAGUGCAAAAUGUAAGGAGGCUACAGCACCAUCCUAGCAUUGCAAUUUGGGCUGGAAACAACGAAAAUGAAGUCGCGCUUUAUGGUAACUGGUAUGGAACCGGCACUAAAGAAAUCUACAAGCAAGACUACAUCAAACUGUACGUUCAUGUCAUUAAGACCGAAGUAGAAAGGGUAGAUCCGAGUAGGCCGUUUAUGGUCUCCAGUCCUAGCGACGGCCUGUUCACUGAAAAAAAUAAUUAUCUUGGACCGGACCCUUAUUCCAAUUUGUACGGAGAUGUACACUACUACAACUACAUCAACAACGGAUGGGACAUAAAUCAAUAUCCGAGACCUAGGUUUGCCUCGGAAUAUGGGGUAGAGUCAAUUCCGUCGAUACACACCUUGGCAAGUGCAACCAAGAAUAUAGAUGACCUCAAGGUCAACAGUUCGUUCAUGAAACAUCGUCAGCACCUCCCAGGCGGAUAUGAAUCCAUGGAGACUCUAGUGAAGAAAAAUUUUGAACUUCCUCAAUCUGAUAAUGCGACUGAUUACCUCAUCAAGUAUAUUUAUUUAACGCAAAUCAACCAGGCUGUCUCGAUUAAGAUUGAAACCGAGUUUUACAGACAGGCUCGAAGCAGUCUGAACUCCGUGGGAGAAGGAAUGACCAUGGGUGCACUGUAUUGGCAGCUCAACGACGUUUGGCAGGCCCCGUCCUGGUCAUCAAUAGAAUUCGGGGGUCGUUGGAAAAUGCUUCAUUACUAUGCCCAGGAAUUUUUUGCACCUAUAAUUGUCACAUCCCAUGUUUCACCCGCGAGUGAACUGGAGCUCUACGUGGUAUCGGAUAAACUAACUGAGAUCAAGAAUUGUAGCUUGGCAAUAAAUACUUAUAAAUGGAGCUCUGCUAUGCCAGUUCACACGCAGAUCAUUAGGGAAAUUACAAUUUCAUCAAAUGCCGCAACAAUGGUUGCAAAUUUCGGGCUUGAUCAUUAUCUUGAGCAAGCUGACUGCGGUGGGGUGACUUUGAGAAAAAGAAAGUGUAUCAUAGAGCUUGUGUUGAUGGAUAAAGAUAAGUCGGCUAUCGCGCCAAAUAACUACAUUUAUCCUGCGCCACUGAAAACAGUGUCAUUGCCGUUGGCAGAUAUUCGUGUACAUGUUCAGCAGAAAAAUGGAGAAGUGGCAAAUUCAAAUGGGUCGGAUUACACUAUUGUACUACGAUCGAACAGCAUUGCACUAUUUGUGUGGUUGGAUCUGGGUAGUGAGGUAAAUGGACGGUUUUCGGAGAAUGGUUUUCACAUAUUCCGUGGAGUGAAGAUAGUUUCUAUUCAUUCUGAGGAAACAACGACAGCUGAAAUUAUUAGGCAAUCACUCUCCGUUACGACAUUGUCAGAUAUUUAUGUUAAUCAAAAGAUAAAAACACCGCAUUUCUUGAACCAGCGAAAUGACGAACCUGAGUUGAUCGUAUACUAGGUGAAAACUACGCAUCUUUGUUAGAAUAUGACGGAAUAUUUAUUUUGCGUGAAAUGAAUGACAGAAAAAAUACCAUCAGUAUCUGUGAUUAUACGAAUCACAGUUCAAUUAGAAUUGAUUCACAAUUAAAUCCCGUACUUGUCACAGUGAAUAUAGAUUUCAAAUCCGACGAGCAAAAUUAAUAUAAUGAUGAUUGCGAUGCAGGUGAUCCACAUCCAGUACAUCUUGACUAAUUCGAUUUACACCCAUGUAAUGUUAUUCGCUUUGCACACGUUGUUUUUUGUUACACUCAAUCUAUAUCCGGUUAAAGGGAUUUCCAACUCAUUCGAUAAAUAUUGAAACAACACUAUGACAGUUAAAUAAAUUAAUUUUUAUUCAAUAUAAUAUGAUUUUCGUUUUUCGCACAGCAAAUUUUUUUUCCUUUCAUUUUGUUUUUCUUAUCAAAGUAGUAACAGUAACAGUAGUAUGAAGUUGGUUUAGUAAACAAAAAAGCAUAGCAAAAUAAAUAUUUAUAUCCUAUAUAAAAUACAUACACUAUGUUAAUAUUAGACCAUAAAAAUGACUAUACUGAUAGUACUUUAAAUACAGACUAGGUAUGUACCCGCGUUCAUCGUCGUCGUCGUUAUUAUUAUCACUUUUGCUUCCAGCACGUAAUUUUUCUCUUUGUUUUUACAACGUUUGUUCCAUUUCGUGUACACUUGUAAAAUUUUAUCGAAGUUCAGAAGCAAGAUUUACGUAAAUAUUCGAUCGACAAUAAACAAUCUUUCAAUUUGGCAAUUAGAUUUGAGAGAAGCUGUAAUAGCGAAUGCGUAACAUGUUUU